CCUGGGACAGACCCUCCGUCCUGCCAGACAGAGCCUCUGUGCCCUGGGACAGACUUUUGGUUCCUUGACCAUCCCUUAGGAUGCCCCUCCUGUCACUUUCCGCUCCCCUUCCCCAGCCCAUCCCUUCGUUCAUGCAUGGUGUGGAAGUUGUUCUGCUCCCACUCUCUGUGUGUCUGUAUCCACUUCUAAAGGUGUGAACUGGGUAUGUGACCCCCAGGCAAGUGCCAGGGCCUCGUGGCUUCACUCCCCAAGCCUGAGGGUGUUUGUAGGGUUUUUUCUGGGCAGCUGCUGCAAGCCCCUCUCCUUAUCCUCUGGCACUGGGUCCAGGGGGGAUCUGGUGAGUUGGAGGCUGAGGAAUCAGAGUCACUUCUUCAGGAGCUGUUUGCAGCCUGAUGCUGCUGCAGCUGGUGAUGAUGUCCCUCAUGCCAUGCAUUUUGGGGGCACUGGGAGGGUUUCUGCUCACGGGUGUGCUGCCUCUCUCUGCUCAGUGCCCAGCAAGAGGCUUUGUUCUCUGAGCAAGAGGCGAGCGGAGCGUUUCGCUCAGCAGUGUGAGGGUGCUGGGAGGAUGGCAGGCAGGGAGGUGUUUUCCUGUCAGCUCUGCCAGCCUGAAGACCUGAUGCAAUAAGUCUCUGUGUGAGUAACCCUAAUUUAGGCAAAGAGGCUGGACUAAAGCCAGCAGGGCUGGAGGACUUGGUGGGCAAACACACCCUUUGGAGCUGGUCACCACAAGGAGGGUGGAACAGGAAACAGAGGUGAGUAGAGAGCUGAGCCUCGGUGGCAGAAACAUCUCUGAAGGGCUGGGUCCUUGCUGCUGACUCCCCAGAGUGUGAGCUGCUUUGUGGAAAGGAAUUGGGAGGAUCCUCAUGAACCUCGAGGACCAGGUUUGAACCUGCUGGCAAUACACCUGAACCUCGCUGGAAAAGCUGGAGCUGUGAGCACAGCCCAGGUGUGCUCAGUUCUGAUCCUGCUCCCCUGUCACCUGCAUCAGCCUCCUCGAGCCAGCCCAGAUUUCCCUAAAUUGAGCCCCAGAGGAAACUCGUAGUCAAGCGAAAAUGUGCAACCCUUCUCAGCGCAUCUGAGCCAAAUACGUGCGAGCCCGUGCGGACGGCAAUGGGCUCUGUCCGUGUGUGUCCCGAGCAGGGGGAGCUCUGCCCGGCUCCUUGUUUGCCCUUUCUCCUGCCUGAGCAGCAAGCCUGGAAGGCACCCGUGGAUCUGUGAGCUGGGCAUGGAUGUGCGGGGUUGGCACCAGCGUGGGCUCUGCCCCCUGCACACGCACCCCUGUGCGGCUGCCUGGUAGCGCAGCCCCUGUUUCCUCUCCGGUUUUGAGGAAGGACUCUUUCCCGUGGUGUUUUUGCUCCUCCCGGCCGUGUCACCAGCGGUGCUCUCUGUCUGUCACCGCGGGGUGUGGAGGAGCGAGUUUUGCUUUCGUUUGCCAGCCUGGAGCCCUCGGCUCUGCGACGACGCUGAGGAUUGCGGAAACACCUCAAUCCUCGUGAUUUCCCGUCGAGUGCCAGCAGCUGCUGUCCCCCAGGCCCAUGGCGUACACGGCGCCUCCCUCGCCGCCAGGGCCCGUGGGCUCUCAGUACUGUGUCUGCAAGGUCGAGCUCUCCAUCUGCGGCCAGAACCUCCUGGACAGGGAUGUCACCUCCAAAUCCGACCCUUUCUGCGUCCUCUUCAUGGAAGUCAACGGGAAGUGGGUGGAGCUGGACAGGACAGAGACAGCUGUGAACAACCUCAACCCAGCUUUUGCCAAGAAGUUCAUCAUUGACUACCACUUUGAAGAGGUGCAGAAGCUCAAGUUUGCCCUGUUUGACCAGGACAAGUCAAGCACGCAGCUGUAUGAGCACGAUUUCCUGGGCGAGUUCUCCUGCACCCUGGGCACGAUUGUCUCCAGCAAGAAAAUAACACGGACUCUCCUCCUGGGGAAUGGCAAGCCAGCUGGGAAGGGCAUGAUCACGAUAGCUGCCCAGGAGCUCUCAGAUAACAGGGUGAUUACUCUGAGCAUGGCUGGCAGAAAACUGGAUAAAAAGGACCUUUUUGGGAAGUCAGACCCCUUCUUGGAGUUUUAUAAACCAGGUGAUGAUGGGAAGUGGAUGCUGGUUCACAGAACAGAGGUGAUCAAAUACACCCUGGACCCUGUCUGGAAGCCAUUCACUGUGCCUUUGGUGUCACUGUGUGAUGGAGAGAUGGAGAAGAUGAUAAAGGUGGUGUGCUAUGACUACGACAGCGAUGGGGGACACGACUUCAUCGGGGAGUUCCAGACCUCGGUAGCCAGGCUGUGUGAAGCCCAAGACACCUCUCCUCUUGAGCUGGAGUGCAUUAACCCCAAAAAGCAAAAGAAGAAAAAGAAUUACAAGAACUCUGGGAUCAUCAUUGUCAAGUCCUGCAAGAUAACCAGAGAUUUCUCCUUCCUGGACUACAUCCUGGGAGGCUGCCAACUGAUGUUCACUGUUGGGAUUGACUUCACAGCUUCCAAUGGGAACCCCCAGGAGCCCUCCUCUUUGCACUACAUCAACCCCCUGGGGACAAACGAGUACUUGUCAGCCAUCUGGGCUGUGGGCCAGAUCAUCCAGGACUAUGACUCGGACAAGAUGUUUCCUGCUCUGGGGUUCGGCGCCCAGCUCCCGCCAGACUGGAAGGUAUCCCAUGAGUUUGCCAUUAACUUCAAUCCCAGGAAUCCAUUCUGUUCAGGUGUGGAGGGCAUUGUCCAAGCAUACUCUGCCUGCCUGCCCCACAUCCGCUUCUACGGCCCCACCAACUUCUCGCCCAUCAUCAACCACGUGGCUCGUUUUGCAGCUCAAGCCACCCAACAGGAAACUGCAUCUCAAUACUUCAUCCUCCUCAUCAUCACGGACGGGGUGAUCAGCGACAUGGACGAGACGAGGCACGCCGUGGUGCAGGCGUCCAAGCUGCCCAUGUCCAUCAUCAUCGUGGGCGUGGGCAAUGCUGACUUUGCAGCCAUGGAGUUCCUGGACGGGGACAGCCGCGUGCUGCGCUCCCACACCGGCGAGGAGGCCGUGCGCGACAUCGUGCAGUUCGUGCCCUUCCGCAACUUCCGCAACGUCCCCAAGGAGACCCUGGCCAAAGCUGUGCUGGCAGAGCUGCCCCAGCAAGUGGUGCAGUACUUCAAGCACCAAAACCUGCCCCCCAUCAACUCGGAGCCCGCGUAGAGCCGUGCCAGGCUGCACCCUCUGCAUGCUGCCGAAGCCUGUUGGUCCUGCCAAAAGCACGUCCCACAUGCUUUUAAGAGAAGAAUACCCUCCCUGAAACACUUUGUACUUCUUAAUUUAAUUGCUAAGUUCUUAAGACGCAUCCCAGCAAAGUGUCUGGAUUCAUUUUGUACAGUCCUGGCCCAAGGUAACACUAAGCAGCCAGGCCAUGCCUUGGUCCUGCUCCGUUGAGUCACUUUUCAGUAUUGAAUGUACUUUGUAUAAUUUCAGUGGUAAAGAAUACAAUUUUUAUGAUCAAAACUUGCUUUUUCCAAGUAAUGAAAUGCUUAAUAUAUUAUCAUUCAAUGAACUGGUCGUUGUAUAGUUCAUGUAUUUGUGUUGUACCUGUACACCUGUCAGGUUCUGUGUUCAUUUUUAUACUGUGUACAUGUUAUAUUUGUUAUACUCAGGUUAAUAAAGAAACUUGGACAUUUAAAACAA
Agelaius phoeniceus (red-winged blackbird) is the source of this 3650-nucleotide messenger RNA. Lineage: Eukaryota; Metazoa; Chordata; Aves; Passeriformes; Icteridae. The record is from RefSeq and is a predicted model, not a curated record.